Molecule: messenger RNA, 549 nt
Organism: Yamadazyma jaroonii
Lineage: Eukaryota; Fungi; Ascomycota; Pichiomycetes; Serinales; Debaryomycetaceae
Source: the annotation of a GenBank genome assembly
AUGAGUGAAGACGUUAUCAAUGCUAACCCAACGGUUAUCGAUGUUAGUGACUUACCUACCAGGUUAAUCACCAAACCCAAAAAGAAUGAAUUCCUUGAAGAUAUAUCAUCUCUUUCAUUAAGUGAACCGGAGUUAUCCGAUAUGGAAACUGAUGAAGAUAAUGAAGAUAUUGAUGCACAAGAAAUUUUUGAUUUAUUAGCCACUAUGUCAGAUCCUGAACAUCCAUUAACUUUAGCUCAAUUGGCUAUUGUAAAUUUACCUGAUAUUCAUGUGAAAAACAUCGAAAAUGGAUUAUCUGAGGUUUUAAUCAAGAUCACUCCUACUAUUACUCAUUGUUCAUUAGCUACAUUAAUCGGUUUAGGUAUCAGAGUAAGAUUAGAAAGAUGUUUACCACCAAGAUUCAGAAUAAGAAUUUUCUUAAAAGAAGGAACUCAUCAAAGUGAAAAUCAAGUCAAUAAACAAUUAAACGAUAAAGAAAGAGUAGCAGCAGCUUGUGAGAAUGAACAAUUAUUAAGUGUUAUACUGCAAAUGUUAAGUACUUGUAAAUAA